AUGGCCAAGAUGCUGUACCGCAAGGACACGGGAGAGAUCCUGGGCGUCCACAUCUUCGGCCUCCACGCGGCGGACCUCAUCCACGAGGCAUCCAACGCCAUCGCCACCGGACAGACCGUGCAGGACAUCAAGUUCAACGUCCACGCCCACCCCACCCUGAGCGAGGUCCUCGACGAGCUCUUCAAGGGCGCACACCUCGACGCGCACGCGCCCGCGGCCAGCAACAACGCCGCCGCCAAGGAGAAGCAGCCCGUGGCCGCCUGA
This is a messenger RNA of Monoraphidium neglectum, 264 nucleotides long. RefSeq lists its product as hypothetical. The record is from RefSeq and is a predicted model, not a curated record. NCBI's taxonomy places the organism in Eukaryota, Viridiplantae, Chlorophyta, Chlorophyceae, Sphaeropleales, Selenastraceae. Gene Ontology annotation, molecular function: flavin adenine dinucleotide binding; dihydrolipoyl dehydrogenase (NADH) activity. Gene Ontology annotation, cellular component: mitochondrion; oxoglutarate dehydrogenase complex. The transcript has 2 exons. Bases 1 to 264 code for a protein of 87 amino acids.